AUGAUCCCAUCAAACAUGUCUACCUUGGAUCGGAAACCCCACAAAGACACAUCUGGCAAGUAUGACUCCGAUUAUUUAGAGGAGAAGGAUGCCGGGAUUGAAGUCUCCUCCCCCGGUGCAUUCCUAUCAGAACCUCACAAAUCCUACCUGAUUCAACGUCAUGGCACUUUGGAUCUUGAUCCGAUACCUAGUAUGGAUCCCGCAGAUCCAUACAACUGGGCUUCUUGGAAAAAAACCGCAAAUCUAGCUCUCGUUGCGUUCCAUGCUUGCAUGGGAACCUUCACUGCGGCGGCCAUCAUCUGUGCCUACGAGAACAUCGCCGAAGAUCUGGAGGUCUCGAUCCAGCAAGUGAGUUAUCUGACAUCACUGCAAAUUGCGGUUUUGGGCGGAGCACCGCUUUUCUGGAAGCCACUUUCACAUCGUUUUGGACGACGCCCGAUCUUCCUCUUAUCUUUGCUACUGAGCGGGGUGUGUAAUGUCGGGUGUGCAAAGAGUACCGACUAUGCGUCGAUGGCGGCUUGCCGAGCCCUGGUUGCAUUCUUCAUCUCGCCUGCCAUGGCUAUUGGUAGCGGUGUCGUUACCGAGACUUUCUUCAAGCACCAAAGGGCGCGCUACAUGGGUGUGUGGACCUUGAUGGUAACUUUGGGUAUACCAAUCGGGCCUCUUAUCUUCGGGUUCGUAACUGAACGUGUUGGAUACCGCUGGAUCUAUUGGACGUUGGCAAUUACCAACGCUGUUCAGUUUAUUCUCUACAUCUUCUUAGGUCCGGAAACCCGUUACAUCGGCGCAGAUGUUCAAUCUCGCUCAUCCGCAUUGAAAACGGAGUACAUGUCGCUUCGACGUAUCGACGCCACUCCAUUCAAAAUGCAGGAGUUCUGGCAUCCAUUGACGCUCUUCACAAACAUUCCCGUUCUUUUGGCAACAAUUGCCUACGCGAUGGUUUUCCUCUUCUGCUCGGUCAUGAACUCCGUUGAAGUCCCUCAGUUGCUCCAACGCAAGUUCGAGCUCAACGCGCAACAGCUUGGACUCUCUUUCUUGGGUCUGGUUGUUGGCUCUUUGCUGGGUGAGCAACUCGGUGGAUACAUGUCUGAUCUUUGGAUGACUAUGCGUGCUCGUAAGAUUGGACGGAAACCGGAGCCAGAGUAUCGACUAUGGUUGAGCUAUAUUGGUUUUCUUCUGGGAAUUGCUGGUAUGGUGGUCUUCUUGGUGUGUACUGAGCAAGCUACCACUGGCAAAUUUGAUAUCCGGCCUAUCAUUGGAACGGGUGUCGCUGCGUUCGGUAACCAGGUUGUGACUACCGUCCUUACGACCUAUGCGGUUGACACCUAUCCGUCAGAUGCAGGUAGUGUGGGCGUGUUCAUUAACUUUGUGCGAUCCACGUGGGGAUUCAUUGGGCCUUUCUGGUUCACUUCCAUGUUCGAGAGCGUCGGUGUCGCUGCGAGUUCCGGUGUCGCUGCCGCUUUGAUUAUGGGUGCGGGAUUUAUCCCCAUGGCUUUGAUGCACUGGCAGGGACGGAAGUGGUAUAGCAAAGCUGGCUGA
Molecule: messenger RNA, 1539 nt
Organism: Penicillium brevicompactum
Lineage: Eukaryota; Fungi; Ascomycota; Eurotiomycetes; Eurotiales; Aspergillaceae
Product: putative MFS multidrug transporter
Exons: 4
Coding region: 1-1539 (512 amino acids)
Biological process (GO): transmembrane transport
Molecular function (GO): transmembrane transporter activity
Source: RefSeq, a predicted model, not a curated record